AUGUCGGGUGAAAAACUUGAAAGAUUCAGUGUGGAGCAAAUGAGAAUAAGCGAUAGAGAGGAGGAGGAAAGAGUUAUAAAUCAACAUCCUCAAAAUGAUUCUGGAAGCGAUGGCGCCGAUAGCGAUGGAGAGGUGGGAGGCGGUGGCAGUAGCAGUGGUGGUAGCGAUACGAACAGUUGCAUAACGAAUGCAAAGCGAUUGAAAUAUCUACCAGAGUCCAUGAGUAAACUACACUUCAAAUCACCACUUGACUAUAUUCAGGUGUUUCUCGUCACCUCGAAAUGGACGAAUCUUCUCAACUCGAUAUCGGUGCGAGAAUUCCUGCUGUUUCGAAAAUCAAAAGAAUUUCAUCUUCAGAGAAAUACAUCGGCUCGAUCACCAAUGCCAGCUGAUCUUAUCUUGGUAAAUACAGAUACAACUAUAUCCGAUUGUUUAAAUGUAAGAAUAUCAAUAAUUCAACCUUUAAAAAUCGUCUUUUCAAAUGUUAAUUCAUUUACUUUACUUUUUCAGAUAUUUAGAAAUAAUUCAAUCUUAUCUGCCCCAGUUAUCGAAAGAAGUACAUCACCUAUUUCGUCACCAAUACCAACGAUCGAUCUUGAACAUACAGUUACCAAUGUUAACAAAGGAAAUAGCUUUCAGUCGGACGAAGAUACAUUCAAAAUAAAAGGUGUUGUCGAUCUAUUAGAUAUAUUAGCAUUGUUAUUCUCUAUAUCAAGAAGACAUAAGCAAUCAUAUUCCUACUCUCUGUCUCAUGGUAGUCCUCAUACAUAUCAACAAUCCAUCAAACAAGCUCUAAAUCCAUUACAAUCAACAAUAGAUAAAAUUCCAGAAGAUUACUCUCUAUUAAGAGCAACAGAGUUAUUAUUAAAACCAACGACACCCUUUAAAUCCCAUAGAUUACCUGUAUUAAAUUCAAAAAAUGAAAUAGUGGGAUUGUUUUCAUUAACAGAUAUAAUGUAUAUAUCGCAAAGAAAUAUUCAUUUAUUCAAUGGUAACUCUACAAAGAAAACAAAAGAACUUAAAUUGCUACAUCCAGUAAUUACAUUAAAUUCUGAUGCAAAAUCAUCAGAGGCUUUCUCAAUUCUACUUGCCAAUAGAAUCACAGGUAUUGCCAUUGUUGAUAAAGACAAUGGAAGAUUACUAACCUCUGUAGAUUCAAGAGAUUUAAGAAAUGUACCUAUAGAUAAAAUAAAUUUCAGUAAUAAGUCAAUUUUCGAUUUCUUAUUAGAGAAAUAUAAUGGAGAAAUUAAAACACCUGCUGUUAUUAAGGAAAAUGAAACUUUGGUAGACGUUUUAAAUUUAAUGUGUGAUAACAAUUCACAAAGAGUAUAUAUGGUAGAUGGAUAUUAUAGACCAAUAACAGUUACAACAAUUUCAGAUAUUGUUGCUGCACUCUUAAAUUGUUAA
Molecule: messenger RNA, 1407 nt
Organism: Heterostelium album PN500
Lineage: Eukaryota; Evosea; Eumycetozoa; Acytosteliales; Acytosteliaceae
Exons: 5
Coding region: 1-1407 (468 amino acids)
Source: RefSeq, a predicted model, not a curated record